AUGACGUUCAACGGAAAGGCCGCCUACGCGCCAGACUAUGCCUCCUACAACUGGGUUGGUGCACCGGCAAACUACGGUCUUACGACCAACGCUGACCUGGGUGGUGAUUCCCGCGUUGAAAAUGUCAACAAAUGGUUUCAGUCCGGUGAUCAGGCUUAUAUCAUCGUGUCGUCGGCCAUGGUCAUGGUCAUGAUCCCCGGACUGGGCUUCCUCUAUUCCGGCCUGGCGCGACGAAAGUCCGCUCUGAGUAUGAUUUGGGCCUGUAUGGCUUCCAUGUCGGUCAUCACCUUCCAAUGGUACUUUUGGGGCUACUCGCUCGCCUUCUCGACCUCGGCAACCAAUGGCUUCAUUGGCAACUUGCGCAACUUUGGGUUGAUGAACACGCUCGCCAAUCCCAGUCAGGGAUCCGCAUUGAUUCCUGCUUUGCUUUACGCUUUCUAUCAGAUGCAAUUCUGUGCCGUUACAGCAGCUAUUGUCAUGGGCGCUGUCGCAGAGCGUGGUCGUCUUUUCCCCGCCAUGGUCUUUACCUUCAUCUGGGCCACAAUUGUCUACUGCCCGCUUGCCUGUUGGGCCUGGAACGCCAACGGCUGGGCCUUCAAAUACGGCGUCCUCGACUAUGCCGGUGGUGGCCCCGUCGAGAUCGGCUCCGGUUUCUCUGCGCUGGCCUACAGCAUGGUCCUGGGCCGCCGUCAAGAGCGUAUGAUGCUCAACUUCCGCCCACACAACGUUUCUUUGAUUCUCCUGGGAACCGUCUUCCUCUGGUUUGGCUGGCUCGGCUUCAACGGUGGCUCUGCCUUUGGUGCUAACCUGCGUGCCACAAUGGCCUCUUGGAACACGAACCUCACUGCCGCCUUCGGUGCCAUCACCUGGGUGUUGCUUGACUGGCGUCUGGCCCGCAAGUGGUCCAUGGUCGGCUGGUGUUCCGGCACGAUCUCUGGACUGGUCGCUGCCACUCCUGCUUCCGGUUUCAUCUCUCCCUGGGCUAGUGUCGUUCUCGGCAUUGUGACGGGUAUUGUGUGCAACUACGCCACCAAGAUCAAGUACUGGAUCCGAAUCGACGAUAGUAUGGAUGUGUUGGCUGAGCACGGCAUUGCCGGCAUUAUCGGUCUUUUGUUCAAUGCCUUCUUCGCUGACGAUGCCAUCGUCGGAUUGGAUGGUGUCAACACGGGCAUGGGCGUUGGUGGCUGGGUCAUCCACAACUGGAAGCAGCUUUACAUUCAGAUCGCAUACAUUGUCGCCACUGCUGCCUACUCUUUCGUCAUGUCUGCGAUUAUUGCCUACGGCAUUAACGCCAUCCCCGGAUUGAACCUGCGUGCCUCGGAAGAGGCCGAACUUCUCGGUAUGGACGACGACCAGCUCGGCGAGUUCGCCUACGACUAUGUGGAAGUUCGUCGUGACUACCUUGCCUGGACUCCCCAGAAGCAGGAUCAGCUGGAGGACGGCCACGAAAUCCCCGCUGCCGAGCGUUACGGCAUUGGUGAGCAUUCUGAGAUGAUGCUGGAGGGCCAGCCACCCAACGGCGAGCCCAGCCAGAGCUCUCGUGGCGGCAGUGAAGGAGACAUGCGUAUUCAAGAGGUCAAGAUGGCACCGGCUCCCAGACAGGUGGCUGAGACGAACCCUCCACACACUCAGCGACCUCCUCCCACUGAUACUCCUGCCGUGCUCAAGCCCGUCAAUGAAAAGACCGAUUAA
Penicillium diatomitis is the source of this 1692-nucleotide messenger RNA. Its product is annotated as ammonium transporter. Gene Ontology annotation, biological process: ammonium transmembrane transport. The record is from RefSeq and is a predicted model, not a curated record. The coding region runs from base 1 to 1692 and encodes 563 amino acids. The transcript has 3 exons. Gene Ontology annotation, molecular function: ammonium channel activity. NCBI's taxonomy places the organism in Eukaryota, Fungi, Ascomycota, Eurotiomycetes, Eurotiales, Aspergillaceae. Gene Ontology annotation, cellular component: plasma membrane.